This is a messenger RNA of Solea senegalensis (Senegalese sole), 1144 nucleotides long. Its product is annotated as D(5)-like dopamine receptor. Gene Ontology annotation, molecular function: G protein-coupled receptor activity. The record is from RefSeq and is a predicted model, not a curated record. The coding region runs from base 16 to 1134 and encodes 372 amino acids. Gene Ontology annotation, cellular component: membrane. The transcript has a single exon. Gene Ontology annotation, biological process: adenylate cyclase-activating adrenergic receptor signaling pathway. NCBI's taxonomy places the organism in Eukaryota, Metazoa, Chordata, Actinopteri, Pleuronectiformes, Soleidae.
GUGGCGGUGCUGGUGAUGCCGUGGAGAGCCGUGUCCGAGGUGGCGGGGAUCUGGCUCUUCGGCCGCUUCUGUGACACGUGGGUGGCCUUUGACAUCAUGUGCUCCACCGCGUCCAUCCUCAACCUGUGCGUCAUCAGCAUGGACCGGUACUGGGCCAUCUCCAGUCCCUUCAGGUAUGAGCGCAAGAUGACGCGCAGGUUCGCCUUCCUGAUGAUCGGGGUCGCGUGGACUCUGUCCAUCCUCAUCUCCUUCAUCCCCGUGCAGCUCAACUGGCACCGCGCGCGCGUGGACAACCUGACGACGCACAACCCGGACGACUGCAACGCGAGCCUGAACCGGACCUACGCGAUCUCCUCGUCCCUCAUCAGCUUCUACAUCCCCGUGCUCAUCAUGGUGGGCACGUACACGCGCAUUUUCCGCAUCGCGCAAACCCAGAUCCGACGGAUUUCUUCUCUGGAGAGAGCGGCGGGACCGCGCGCGCCAAACCACCGCCUGCACCGCGCGUCCACGCACGACGAAAGUUCUCUGAAAACCACUUUCAAGAGAGAGACGAAGGUCCUGAAGACUCUGUCCAUCAUCGUGGGCGUGUUCGUCUUCUGCUGGCUUCCCUUCUUUGUCCUCAACUGCAUCGUUCCUUUCUGUGACUCGGACGAAGUGGGAGCGCCCCCUUGUGUCAGUGACACCACCUUCAGCAUCUUCGUGUGGUUCGGCUGGGCCAACUCCUCCCUGAACCCAGUCAUCUACGCCUUCAACGCGGACUUCCGGAAAGCCUUCUCCACCAUCCUGGGCUGCAACAAGUACUGCUCCACGUCCACGGUGGAGGCCGUGGACUUCAGUAACGAGCUCGUGUCCUAUCACCACGACACCACGCUGCAGAAGGAGGCGUGCGUGAGCGCGCCGGGCCCCGGGGCCCCGAGGAUCAGCGCAUGCAUGCCGCCGCCUCACGCCGCUGCUCUGCACAACUUUGACGCAGUCUCUGCGCUUUCUGACGAGUCUCAGAAGCUGCAGAGCUCUCUGCUGCCCUCUGUCCUGCAGUACCAAUGUGAGGCGGAGAUUUCUCUGGACAUGAUCCCCUUCAACUCCUCUGGACCCACGGACUGCUACGUUAUCCCGGGUCAAAUCCCGGACCUGUGACAAGACCACG